AUGCCUGGGCCUGUUACUCUGUUUUCAACUAUCGGUGCUGUAGGCGCUGCUGCCAGUGCUGUCGUCUAUGCAACCAAAGCUCAAUCGCUUCCAGAUCAGACCUCAUCUAAGAACAAUGAUAAUGUUGUAAUGGCCUCUUCUUAUUCAUCUUUCUCUAGCAAUAAGAAACUGCGUAUUGGCCAUCGAAAUGAUAUUCAUGUUCUUAUGUUCGUCGUCAGUAAAGACUAA
Molecule: messenger RNA, 228 nt
Organism: Mucor velutinosus
Lineage: Eukaryota; Fungi; Mucoromycota; Mucoromycetes; Mucorales; Mucoraceae
Product: Ammonium transporter
Exons: 2
Coding region: 1-228 (75 amino acids)
Source: RefSeq, a predicted model, not a curated record